Molecule: messenger RNA, 567 nt
Organism: Cylindrotheca closterium
Lineage: Eukaryota; Bacillariophyta; Bacillariophyceae; Bacillariales; Bacillariaceae
Source: the annotation of a GenBank genome assembly
AUGGAGAAACCGUCUGAGGGGAAGAGUUUGCUUUCGAAAGGUAAAUUGAUUGCAUUUGACAAACUCAAUGUCAAAAUGGAUCCCAAGGAUGAAAUGUAUUCUUUCGAAGAAGAAGUUCUUCUUCCUCCUCCAUCUGAAGCAGAAUGCAAUCGUACCUUCAGAUGCAUGUUUGCUUGUUGUCGAGAUGGUGAUCAUGGACAUGGCGCUAUCAAAAAUGAUGAGAUGCUUGAAUCAUUUCUGAAUCAUCCUCCAUUGGAAGUUAUGCCAAAUCCAAUCACAAUGGCAAACAUUCAACAACAUCAGCUCCAAGAUGUUGCCCUCAUUCAAAAAUCGCAAAACGCAGCAACUUGGGCUCAAUAUCCCAUCAUGCAAAUUGACAAUCGGAAUGUGAUCUGCUAUCGUGCAGAUUUGAAUAAACCUAACAAAUGGAGAAUUCACUUGCCUGAAACUUUGAUUGCUCCAGUGAUUGUGUGGUAUCAUUUGGUACUUGGACAUCAAGGUACUACCUCUUUGUACAAUACAAUCGUCCGACAAUUCUAUGCUCCUGCUUUGAAAAGAAAAGUUUAA